AACGUAACAUUGUAUUCAAUACACAGAAGCAUUGGAAAUAAGUGUUAAAUUUGAGAAAUAACCAAAAAUAGGAAACGAUUCAUUCAUUAGGUUUAGCCAAGGAAGCGACGAAAUGUUACCGCAUAUGAGUGCGGACGAGGCACAGCCGUCCAUGACGCGAAAGGUUUACAUCAAUCCCAAUUUCCAGAUGCAAGGUCAAACGGCGCAUCAGCUGCCCUUCCAAAUGGCCUUCCAGGCGUUCCAGGCGCCACCGCAACCUCAGCUCCAACCCGCGAUCCACAUCAAUCCGCACUUCCUGCAACGCCAACGGGCCAUGUACGAGCAAUGCCAGCGGGAACAGCAGGAGCAGCUUAUGAUGCAACAGGUCUCCGCCACGUACUAUCAACAGGAUCCGCUAGUGCCAACGACUCCCUUUAUGGCUACACCUCCUCCUCCGCCCGCCAAGAUCAUUAGCAAAGCGAGCACUUGUCUCGUGCGCAAGCCACAAGUCAUGCCAAGUGCUCUGCCAGUGAAGCCCGCUGCUCCUGUACCUGUGUCCAGUGUUUCCAACCUGGUGCAACCUCCAUUGGUAAGCAUUUCCAAGCGGAAGAUUGUGCGCCAAGGAGCUUUGAAAACAGCGCCAGCGGUUGCUGCCCCCCAUCCUCCUCCACCUGCCAAACGCACUAGGUACAAAUUAGUGCGUGCCAUAUCACUUACCUGUACACCGUUGGUCAAGAAGCGUCGUCCUCUUCGCGAGUUUGUGGGCCAGUACGCCCUGAGACGCACCAAUGAAGCGCAGACCACCAAAAAACUGAGCUCCAAGCCGCAGGUGCUAAAGCUGGGCGUUAACAAAUCCCUCAGCAUGGUCAGCAUACACGGCGUGAUGUACAAGAAGAUAUCGAAGAACAAGAUAACUAAGCUGGAUGCCAGUUCCUCCGCAAGGGUAGCCAAAACGACGAGUCCCAGGACCUUGCAGCGCACCUUGUCUGGCAGAACCCUCUUCGUCAGCGGCAAUAAGUUCAUCCUAGAUCCAUCCGGCUGCCGCCUGACCAGAGUUCCACCUUCAGCAACUGGUGCUGCCCAGAGUAGCGUAAAUCGUAGCAUCCUACGGCGCAUCGAUAUCGGCGGCCUUACCUACGUGGCGUCGCCAAAGGCACUGAAUGUCUUUGUACGCACCACCAAUCAUGUAUCGCGAGCUCAUCUAAUCACUGCCAAACAGAGAAGUCUGACGUUGCUCAACAAAUCGUUGGUGAAGACCAAUGUGCCUUGUGCCAUCUUCCAGAAACUGGGCAAGUGCGCAGCCCACAAUCGCGGCAAGUGCCGCAAGCUGCACGAUAAGCGGCAGGUCGCCAUCUGUGUCAGCUUCCUGCGCGGCGAAUGCACCAAGCCCGAAUGCCUGCUAUCCCAUAAUGUCACCCUGGAGAAGAUGCCCGUCUGUCGGUACUAUUUGCGUGGCGUAUGCGUUCGCGAGGAUUGCCCGUACCUACACAAGAAGCUGAGCAGCAAGACCGAGAUCUGCAUUGACUUUGUACGCGGCUACUGUCCGCUGGCUGCCGAGUGCAACAAACGUCACGAGUUUGCCUGUCCCGAGUUGGAGCGCAAGGGCAAGUGCGAGUUGCCCAGGUGCGUGUUCUGUAAAAAGCCGCCAUCGAAGCGGUUGGUCAAGGUCAAGCCUCGUCCCAAACCGAGCUGUAAGCCUGUCGCCGUCCCGGAUACCGCGAAAGAACCUGCCACCGAGGAGGAGAUGCCCACCAGUUCACGGUACUUUGGGUCCCAUAAGGAGCCGGCGGAGCCAAUAUUGACCACGAACGACGUGGAGCAGGAGGAACCUGAAGAGGAUCAGGCGGAAACGGAAGCUCCUGGCCGUCGACGACGACCACAACUGGGAACUCUGCCCUCUUUUAUUCCCUUAGGUGGCGAAGAAGAAUUGUAAGGCAAUGCGAGGUGACUUGGAUCCAACGUUUCAGGUACAAAUUCAUUCGGUUAAGUAUCGUUUUAGCGUUUAUUCUAAGAUUUAACUUCAGUAGUUUACGUUCGAUUUUUAAUAAA
Molecule: messenger RNA, 2028 nt
Organism: Drosophila teissieri
Lineage: Eukaryota; Metazoa; Arthropoda; Insecta; Diptera; Drosophilidae
Gene: ZC3H3
Product: zinc finger CCCH domain-containing protein 3
Exons: 4
Coding region: 113-1912 (599 amino acids)
Cellular component (GO): nucleus
Molecular function (GO): metal ion binding
Source: RefSeq, a predicted model, not a curated record